This is a messenger RNA of Liolophura sinensis, 534 nucleotides long. RefSeq lists its product as uncharacterized. The transcript has 5 exons. The record is from RefSeq and is a predicted model, not a curated record. Gene Ontology annotation, molecular function: structural constituent of chromatin; DNA binding; protein heterodimerization activity. Bases 1 to 534 code for a protein of 177 amino acids. NCBI's taxonomy places the organism in Eukaryota, Metazoa, Mollusca, Polyplacophora, Chitonida, Chitonidae. Gene Ontology annotation, cellular component: nucleosome.
AUGGAAUACUUGACCGCUGAGGUGUUGGAGCUGGCUGGAAACACUGCCCGAGACAACAAAAGGAGGACCAUCAUCCCUCGUCACCUGCUGCUGGCCGUUCUUAACGACGAGGAGCUGAACAGGCUGCUGUCUGGAGUGGCCAUUGCCAAAGGAGGAGUUCUGCCAAACAUCCAGUCUGUUCUUCUGCCCAAGAAGUCCAAGAAAUCUCAGACGGAUUUCUACAUCUGGAACACAUCAGAUGUUUUGACAACUGGCCUGAGGUUCACACUGCCGAAAAUCCGUAUCAGGACAAAACCCGCCACACAAGAGCUGAAAGGAAAUAUUAACCCAUCCAGGAAAGAACUAAACUUGAAACUGGCUGAAAACCUUCUCCGUGAAUUUGAGAGAGCAGCAGAGUUAAGACAUAAGAUGGAGGAUGAAAGGUAUUUGGAGCAUCUAUGGAAAAACUGGACAGAUGUCGUGAAGGAAACCAAAAUGCAAAGGCAGAAAUCACUGGAAUCUCUGUCAGGAGCGACGAAGUGCGCUAUGCGAUGA